This is a messenger RNA of Bathycoccus prasinos, 594 nucleotides long. RefSeq lists its product with no specific name. Lineage: Eukaryota; Viridiplantae; Chlorophyta; Mamiellophyceae; Mamiellales; Bathycoccaceae. The transcript has a single exon. Bases 1 to 594 code for a protein of 197 amino acids. The record is from RefSeq and is a predicted model, not a curated record.
AUGUUCGCGUCGAAAAAAUCCUACCGCGAGAAGAAAGAAGAGCUGGCUCGCGUGCGCGUGCAACUGCACGCCUUAGCCUUGGAGAAUAAGAAGUUAGAACAACUGAUUCAAGACUCUGAAAAUGCGUCUCUGAUUUCAACGCACGAUUACGGGCUCGAAUCUCCCGAAGAUUUACACUCCGCGUUAUCUGGGAUGAAGAAAAUGCUCGACGUGGCGGAGGAGAAAGCGCAAAGAGAAGAGGUUUUGAGGCAAGAAGCCGAGGAACAGUUUCAAGCGAAGAAGCACGAGUAUUUGCAAUCCGCGGUGAGUGGAAUGCAAACGAUGUUGACGGAGACGGAAGUGCAGUUGCACGAGACGCAGAAAAAGUUGGAGGAGUUGGAAACGAAAAGGCAAGAAGCGGAGACGAUGUUCGCGAAAGAGAUCAAAGAGUACGAGACGAGAAUCGCGUAUUUGGAGAGCUUUGUGAAACCGUGCGAGUUGAAGAUUGAGGUGAAGUUAACGGAGGAGGAGAGGGAUAUAUUGCACGAAGUGAACGGUCCGCGAGACGGGAAGGUGUUGAAACCGGCGAAGAGCAGAGGGUGCGGUUUCUUUUAA